AUGGCCAAUGAACCAACACACGUAACAGCUGAGAAUCAGUUUCAACAAUUGAUCACUCGUUGUGAAAAUGACCCGACACAAUUGCAGAUUGCCUAUGAGACCCAUAGAAGCAAUAGAAAUGCCUCUUUCAGAGACGAAAUCUGCCAACCUGGAUUUUGCAAAUGGAAAGAAGAUGAGAUUUUGUCUCAAGUCCUCGAGGCAAAGAUGGGGUCGACAGACUUCGUCGACUCCAGACAUAACCUUGCCUUUUGGGCACGCCCGCCGCAGCAUAUCCGGGACUUGGUCUACAAGAUUCAGCAAGAGAUUGAACCCUUAAUUGGACCUGGUCUCUGGCUCGUACCCCCGGAUCAUCUGCACAUGACCACACUCGAGAUCAGGUCUUCAUUAACAGGGCCUGAGAUCGAUGAGAUUUCCUCUUCUCUUGAGAUGAGCGGAAUCGUAGCAGAACUGGCAAACUACACUCUCACCCACCGUGCCCGGUUGGUCAAGCCAGUAAUCAGCUACGAUACUUCUGCUAUUGCUCUGAGCUUUGUUCCCGCGGCUGGAGAGGAAGAUCACUACGAGUACAGUGGAAAAGAUGACAAGUUUACGUAUCACCAUCUGCGGAAUGAUCUUCACAACAUCAUUACUCAAUCUGACUGUCCAAUCGCGGCUAGGUAUACCGUCCCGUCUGCACACAUCACCAUUGGGCGCUUUAUUACAACCAGUGGUCCCCCCCAAAGAGAGUUAUAUUCCCUGGAGGAAUUCGAGAAAAAGGCAUCGCAACUUGUUUAUCAGAUCGAGGAUCUCAAUCAUGAACUCCGCUCAAAUGUGUGGAGGAGAUUGGGGGACCCAUCUGAAGGGCAAUGGGUGAUAGGUCAUGAAAAGGGGUUGGAAUUGAUGAAGGGCCAAACCUGCAUAGCCUUCUUGGCGACACCUAAAAAGGUUAGCGUCCACCCGAUAGGGCCUAAGCGAGUCAACAUUCCCAAAACCCGCCGGACGUACUGCAAGUCCAAGGAGUGCCACAAGCACCAACAGCACAAGGUCACCCAGUACAAGGCUGGCAAGGCCUCCCUCUUCGCCCAGGGUAAGCGCCGUUACGACCGGAAGCAGAGUGGUUACGGUGGUCAGACCAAGCCCGUCUUCCACAAGAAGGCCAAGACCACCAAGAAGGUCGUUCUGCGUCUCGAGUGCACUGCUUGCAAGGCCAAGAAGCAGCUCGCCCUGAAGCGCUGCAAGCACUUCGAGCUGGGUGGUGACAAGAAGACCAAGGGUGCUGCCCUCGUUUUCUAGAUUGUUCAAUUUCCUUGUUCGGCUUCUGGGUUUCCUGCAUUGCACAAAGUGCUUCGCUGUUUUUGCGGAGCAUAUAUGACAUUGGCAAUGGAAAAAUGAAAUAGGAAUUCAUCUAUUCAAAAACACCAUCUAUGACUACCGGAUUACGAGUCUUUGAAUGAUCAUUUUUGCUUCACAGUAG
Messenger RNA from Penicillium coprophilum, 1453 nucleotides. Its product is annotated as 60S ribosomal eL42 domain-containing protein. Gene Ontology annotation, biological process: translation. The record is from RefSeq and is a predicted model, not a curated record. Lineage: Eukaryota; Fungi; Ascomycota; Eurotiomycetes; Eurotiales; Aspergillaceae. The coding region runs from base 1 to 1272 and encodes 423 amino acids. Gene Ontology annotation, cellular component: ribosome; cytosolic large ribosomal subunit. Gene Ontology annotation, molecular function: structural constituent of ribosome. The transcript has 7 exons.